GUGAUAGGUACUAAACUAUUGCAGGUCGUUUCACGGCAGCUUGCUGGGCAUUAAAAUAGAGGAGUGCUGAACGGGCGAGAAUGUUUUGGUUAAAUGUGAUUGAUUUAAUUUAUUUGAAGUGUGGAUGCAUCACCAACACAAUAUUUUAAAGCAUAGUGGCGAAUGCGUAGUACAAGCGCGCUCCUCUAUUUCAAUACAAGGGGGUCGUUGAAAAGAGUGCUGAAUUCACAUCCGAUGUCUGUCAGAAGUUCAGUCUGAAUAAGAUGACGCAUCUUUGCAGCUCUGAUUGAGAGAUUUUUCUUUGGCUCGAUUAAAUUAAGCGGGUCAUAUGAUUUAGUUUUGGAGAAGAGUCUAACGUGUAACUCCACGAGUGUCGGCAGUGUCGGGCGUCGCUCCGUUGGAGCAGAGCAGAGCAGCGCAGCAUCCACUCCCCGAGUCAGAAAGCACAUCAGUACGGGACUGAAGGCAAGAGGGAGAACUCUACGACACGGCUCUGGCGGAGCCAUGGGCUCAACACCGGUGGCAGCCCGCCCCCACCUCCUAAUGCUUUACCUGCUCCUUUCCUUGGCGGCAGGCUUUGGAAGUCAUCCCACUGAGGGAUCUGCAGCAACGGGGCAGACUGACCUUCAUGCACCAAGCCAGUUGGAAGCUCACCUACCAGAAGAGAUUGCUGUUGAUGAGACGGAAUCAGUGACAUUGGAGAGUGACUCCAUGCACCACCAUGAACAUCUUCCAUUUCCAAUGUCAGACAUCACUCCAUCAGACUCCUCUGACAUGGCUUGGCUCUUCACAUCCUGUGGGGCAAGUGGUCCAAACGGCCCCACCCAGGCGCAGUGCAACAAUGCCUACCGUCACUCGAACGUCUCCGUGGGGAUCGAGCCAGAAGGGCCUCUCAAGGGCAUCCAGAUGUGGCGAGUGCCAGCAACCAACAAAUAUGUUCUGUUCGCUUAUGGAGCAGCAGGGGGCAAAGGUGCCCGGAACAGCAACAAGAGGUCACAUGGGAUCAUCAUUUCAGCCAUCUUUCAUCUGAAGAAGGAUGAACUUCUUUAUAUCCUCAUUGGACAGCAAGGAGAGGACGCUUGCCCUGGGAAAGACCAAGUGACUCAGAAGAUCUGCUUGGGAGAAUCUUCCAUCAUUGAAGAUGACUACAACAAUAAUAAAGCCAUGUUAGAAUGGGCAGGAGGUGGAGGUGGAGGUGGUGGAGCAACAUACAUUUUUAAGAUGGAGAAUGGCAUCCAAGUGCCAUUGCUCAUUGCGGCAGGUGGGGGAGGAAAGGCGUACCUGGAAGACCCAAAUUACUCGAUGGAUGUCCAUCGAAUGGAACAAUAUGAAAAUGAUACAUCAGUGCCUGGAUACAAUGGCCAAGUAGGGGCAGCAGGCGGAGGCGGAGGUUGGAAUGACGUCACAAAGUUUCCCUGGUCAGGAAAGUCUCUGGUGGAAGGUGCGAGUGGGGGCAGUGCGUGCCCCCGGGCAUUGGAGAAACUGGGGUGGGCAACACAUGGUGGAUUUGGAGGGGGUGGUGGAGCUUGUACGUCUGGAGGAGGAGGUGGUGGAUACACAGGUGGGAAUGCAUCAAAAACUGAUCACAUUAGCGCUGAUGGCCAUGACGGAAUUUCAUUUGUUAAUCAAGCUGGAGAGCUUUACCUCCUCCCAUUAGCAGCAAUGGAAAGCCAUGGAGAAGCUGAAAUUCAGAUCCAUAUCAACUGCAGCCACUGUGAGUCGGACAACUGCAUAUGGGAGAGAAAGUCAAAGAUGAUACUGUGUCUGUGCCAGGCUGGCAAAAUUUUAGCCCAGGAUAACGUUAGCUGCACAGUUCCUGGAGGCAUCAUUCCAGAAGGCCAUCUUCCUUCCUCCCUAAUAAUUGCCGUGGUUACGUCCACCAUUGUUACUGGAGUAGUUCUAACCUGUGCUGGACUUGCUCUCAUUCACUAUCGUAAGAACAACAGGCUGGCGGCGGUGAGGGUGAAGCUGCAGAGCUCGGAGUACAAGCUGAGCAAGAUCAGGACUUCAACCAUCAUGACGGAUUACAACCCGAACUACUGCUUUGCGGGCAAGGUGGCAUCACUCAACGAACUCAGGGAGGUACCCAGGAGGAACAUCUCCUUGCUGAGGGCCCUUGGUCAUGGUGCUUUUGGUGAGGUGUAUGAGGGCCAUGUGGUUGGAAUUGGUGGUGAAUCAGCCCCUUUACAAGUGGCGAUCAAGACUCUGCCAGAAAUCUGUUCCGAGCAGGAUGAAAUGGAUUUCCUGAUGGAGGCUUUAAUUAUCAGCAAGUUUAACCACCAGAAUAUUGUCCAGUGUAUCGGUGUGAGUCUUCAAGCCUUGCCUCGAUUUAUCCUACUGGAACUGAUGUCUGCAGGAGACAUGAAGACUUUUCUCAGAGAAAACAGGCCUAAAGCUGUCAGCACAAAAGCACACACAUCUACAAUGACAAUGCUGGACCUUCUGAGCAUGGCCAAGGAUAUAGCUUGCGGCUGCAAAUACCUGGAAGACAACCAUUUCAUUCACAGGGACAUUGCAGCUAGGAAUUGUUUAUUAACCUGCACUGGACCCAAGCGAGCAGCUAAAAUUGGAGACUUCGGGAUGGCUCGAGACAUUUACAGGGCGAGUUACUACAGGAAAGGUGGGCGCGCAAUGCUGCCAGUCAAGUGGAUGCCUCCAGAAGCUUUCCUUGAAGGAAUCUUCACUUCAAAGACAGACACCUGGUCAUUUGGGGUGUUGCUAUGGGAGAUCUUAUCACUUGGAUACAUGCCCUAUCCCUGCAAGAGCAAUCAGGAAGUUUUGGAGUUUGUGACAAAUGGUGGAAGGAUGGAUCCCCCUAAGAACUGUCCAGGACCUGUAUAUCGUAUCAUGACCCAGUGCUGGCAGCAUUCACCUGAACAUCGGCCAGAUUUCUCCACUAUUUUGGAAAGAAUUAACUACUGUACCCAGGAUCCGGACAUUGUGAACACACUCCUCCCUGUUGAGAAUGAGCCUUCCUGCGAAGAAGAAGGAGGUACAGUGAUGCGGCCUGACAGCUCCAGCGGUCUGACUCCCCUGAAGGUCGAUACAAACCUUGCGCCUCAAAUUACCUGUCAGGUGCCCGAGUUUCUGCACGCUGGGGCAAAGCUUCAGUGCCCUCGGGAGCCAUUGAAGAGAGGCAACUUUGGUGGCAGCGUGGAGACGGGCUCGCUUGGCCGCGAUUGGCAUUGCCAGGAUCCCGAGGCCAAUACCCGCCCCGAUGCUAAGCCUCGGCGAGGGCAGAUGCUACAGAACCACUCCAAAACCCUCUGGAACCCCACUUACGGCUCCUGGAUCUCCGAGAGCUUCAGCCAAGCCGCGGCGGUGGAAGGGGCUGGGAAGCCCCCUGCCUCCCCCGAGCAUGAUGACUCGGGAUUGGAUUGCAACGGCAGCUCGCCGCCCAGCUCUCGGGAGUCGCCCUCCCCUAUCGGUCACUAUACACCCCUGGAGAUAGGCGGGCUGGCGCUGGCCAAGCUGCAGAGCUUCCCAUGCGGAAACAUAAACUAUGCUUAUGACAGUCUGGGCUGCGACGCUGAUGGGGAGCGACUCUCAACUGAAGCCAGUGACGAGAAUGGUCCAAAGCAGAAGACCCUGCCCCUGAAUAAAGAGAUGGAUUGUCUUAGCAACCCGGAGAAGAUGACAAGAGAUCGCGACUCGGGCCUCUCACUGUCUGAGGACCUCAGCAUCACCCCCGUGUAGAAGCCAACCCAUGUGUGCAACGUUGCAUGAAUUAGCCAAGUUCGGCCUGAAUGUUGAAGUAAAAUAUACCAUUUCCAUUGACCACUGCACUCAGAUUAUCAAGUAGCCGCCUUACGUCAAUCUUCAAGAUAAGAUUGAAAGGCUGUUAGGUCGCUAGUCAGAAAACUGCAUAUUUGUUUUACUGCUGAGAGCUUGCUGGACUCUGCGGUCAUCGCUUACUGGCACUUAAGAGACUUUUCCCGCGGAUCUCGUCGACGAAUAUGGGACACGCUAUGUAUCGCCGCAUCGGACCGGCGAAGUAAUUUCACACAGCGGAGAGGAGCAGUUGAAAACUGAAGUUAAGCAUGAGUCUCGACAGUCUGAAGUCUACAGCGACCUCCAAAAUAUAAGAUCAGAUGUGGGAUCGAACUCUUAAACCCCGCAUCUUUAGGAGUUACUAAUACAGACUGGAAUUACAUUUCCAACAUUCUGCCUAGUAUUGUAUCUUAUCCAAUUUAAUUCCCAACUACAAACACCUGUUUCGAAGUAGUGUUCUUAAAUUAACUGAGAUGCAUGUCUCGGGCUUUCGGAUUUAGAUGCAGUUAGUGAGUCAUUGACUGUCUGCGGUAAACAUUCGUCAAAAUAUUUUUUGAUUAAAAAGCACGUAUUAACGCGCGUGAAAUGAAGACAGGAAGUACAAUAAUUUGAGAUGAUCGGGUCGGGAACGGAAGCAAGUGUUUUUACUGUUUCUGAAACAAAGUGUAACCCGCUUAUCGUUCUGUCAAAUGCUUGCAGGGGUUCCCAAUCCAGGGUCCGCGGACCCUUGGCUUAAUGGUAUUGGCCCAUGGCAUAAAAAACGUUGGGACCUCCUGCCUUAAAGCCUCAUCUUGAAAAUUUAUUUCUGAUUUUUCGGUAGAAGGCACUCUUUAUCUUGAAACGGGAAAUGAAUCUGUGAGGACUAUUUGACUCAACAUUUGCGGCUUUGUAAAUGAGGGCUUCUUUAAUCUUCCUUUCACACACGUCCUCAUGAAAGAAGAGUUUACAGUAUAUGAAAACGUUGACUUCACAUUGCACAGCCGCGUCUCCCACUAGGGGGGCAAUGUCGAACGGAAGGGCGCAAUUUUAUUUUCCGGAGUCUAUGGGAAGGGUUUCGACCUGAAUAAUCGCCCGCCCAUUUCCCUCCGUAGAUUCUGCCGGACGCACUGGGUUCCACCAGCGCUUUGUGUGUUGUCCAGAUCAUCAGCACCUGCGGUCAAUGAUGUCUCGAUUAUAUUUUCACUGUUUUACAUACGCCUUGCUGCUUCGCUAAAGAGGGAUUGGAGCACAUGAACAACGAAUUGGAAUGGGUCAUUCACCUGGUAACCAACAGAAUUCAAGAGAACGUUUAAAGAGUAAAUACGGCAACAUUGAAGCUGAACACCGAAACAGGAAGGCUCCGAAUAAGGUUUUUUUGCAGGACAAACAAUUGGGAUCAUUUGCAACGAAUUUUUAUUCAAAGUGUUUGAACUGGAUCAGCAAAUAUUUAUUUUGUGGUAACACACGCAAAAAAUGCUGGUGAACGCAGC
Molecule: messenger RNA, 5240 nt
Organism: Mobula hypostoma (lesser devil ray)
Lineage: Eukaryota; Metazoa; Chordata; Chondrichthyes; Myliobatiformes; Myliobatidae
Gene: ltk
Product: leukocyte receptor tyrosine kinase
Exons: 21
Coding region: 505-3696 (1063 amino acids)
Biological process (GO): positive regulation of kinase activity; cell surface receptor protein tyrosine kinase signaling pathway; regulation of neuron differentiation
Cellular component (GO): plasma membrane; signaling receptor complex
Molecular function (GO): transmembrane receptor protein tyrosine kinase activity; ATP binding
Source: RefSeq, a predicted model, not a curated record